Molecule: messenger RNA, 3422 nt
Organism: Gracilinanus agilis (Agile Gracile Mouse Opossum)
Lineage: Eukaryota; Metazoa; Chordata; Mammalia; Didelphimorphia; Didelphidae
Gene: NLRC3
Product: NLR family CARD domain containing 3
Biological process (GO): negative regulation of canonical NF-kappaB signal transduction
Cellular component (GO): cytosol
Molecular function (GO): protein binding
Source: RefSeq, a predicted model, not a curated record
AUGACUCCUCUAAAUUUCUGUAACUGCUUCAUAUUCUUUCCUGAACCAUGGACAAAGGUUUACUAAAGCUCAACCCCUGGGAUCCGGAUGCUAUUGGAGAGGGUCCCACCUGGAAGGGGCAUCAUUAUUUCCACUUCAGGCCUAGGGCUAUCAUUUCUGCAGAAUUCCUGGAUUUUCUUUGAUGGAAGGUCCCUGGAUGCCAAGGCACCUGAAACAGCUGGUUCAAGUUAUCUCCUUACCUCUUCUGGAGGAGAUUCUGGGCUCCAUGAAGAAGCAGGAAGUCCUUGCAGAGGAGGAGUUCAGCCUUGUUCAGGGGGCCUGUUCCCCCACGCAGAAGAUUCUGGGAUGCAGAAGCAUUUGGAGGUUCUCCUGAGCAGAUAUGGAGUCAGUGUGGACUUAGACCUCCUGUCAGAAAAAGCUGCCUCCGAAAGACUGACCAACUUACUGUUGGUGGAGGGCUUGACCGAUCUCCAACUAAAAGAGCAUGACUUCACCCAGAUUGAGGCCACCCGGGGCCAGAGACGUGUGUCCAAAACAAUCCCCCUGGAACGACUCUUCUUACCUCUCUCCAAAGUCUCCAUCCCUCCCCGGAUUUCUGUGACCGUUGGGGUGGCCGGCAUUGGCAAGACUACCCUGGUGGCCCAGUAUGUCUCCAAGUGGGCCCGAGGGGAGAUCAGUAAGGACGUCUCUUUGGUGCUGCCUUUGAAUUUCCGAGAACUCAACAUUUAUGAGAAGUUGUCUGCAGAGAGACUUGUCCGCUCAGUCUUCCCCCACAUCAGUGAAACGGGCCAGGUGUGGCUGGAUUCCGGGAAGGUCCUGAUGAUUCUUGAUGGGCUGGAUGAAUUUAAAGUAUCUCUGGAUUUUUCCAACACAGUGGCUUGUACAGACCCCAAGAAAGAAAUCCCAGUGGACAAUCUUAUCACUAACAUCAUCCGUGGAAAUCUCUUUCCAGAAGUUUCAGUCUGGGUGACAUCUCGCCCUACGGCUGCCAGCCAGAUUCCAGGGGGGCUGGUGGACCGGAUGACUGAGAUUAGGGGCUUCAAUGAGGAGGAGAUCCAGGCUUAUUUGAACCAAAUGUUUCCUGAUAGUCAUGACCUCCCUGGACAAGUCCUGAGUCAGGUCCAGGCCAACAAGGCCCUGUAUCUGAUGUGCACAGUCCCUUCCUUCUGCCACCUCUGUGGGACGGUGCUGGGUUACCUGGUCAGGAAUGGACUGGGUUGCCAACCCUCAGAAUUGGCACCUCCAAGGACCCUCUCUGAGAUCUACUCAUGGUACUUCAAGAUAGCCCUGUGUGGGGAGGGACAGGACAGAUGGAGGGAAAGCCCAAGGAUUGAGCAGGCUAUCCAUAGUGGGAGGAAGAUGAUGGGAACCUUGGGCCGACUGGCCUUCCACGGUCUCCUCAGGAAGAAGUAUGUGUUUUAUGAACAGGACAUGAAGGCUUUUGGGGUUGACCUCCCCCUUUUACAGAGCAGCCUAUGCAGCUGCUUCCUCCUGAGGGAAGAGACCCCAUCAUCCUCUGCCUAUUGCUUCAUCCACCUUACCUUGCAAGAAUUUGCAGCGGCCGCUUAUUACUACAAUGCAGCCAAGAGGGCAAUCUUUGACCUCUUCACUGAGAGUGGCAUGUCCUGGCCUAAGCUUGGCUUCCUCACCCACUUCAAGAACGCUGUGCAGCGGGCAUUCCAGGAGGACAACGGGCAGUUGGAUGUGUUUUUACGCUUCCUCUCAGGUUUCCUCUCCCCACAGGUCAACUCACUGCUGGCCGGCUGGUUCCUGGGGCGGGAUGAACACAACAGCUACCGGGUCCAGGCUGUGGGCCACCUCCAGGGGUACCUCAGGGCUGACACCCCUAUCUCCUCCCGCACUGUGAAUGUCCUACGUUGCCUGCAUGAGCUGCAGUACACAGAACUGGCCAGGGCUGUGGAGGAGGGUCUGGAGAGCGAGAGCUUGGCUGGGCUACUGGACCCCAUGCACCGCUCUGCCUUGGCUUACCUCUUGCAGGUCUCUGAAAUCUGUGCUCAGGAGACCAACCUUACCAGGUGCCUCAACUAUGCCAUCCUCAAGAGUCUGCUGCCCCAGCUCCUCUACUGCAGGAACCUCAGGCUGGAUAACAACCAGUUUCAAGACAAUGUGAUGGAAUUGCUGGGCAGUGUGCUGAGCAGCAAGGAUUGUUAUAUUCAGAAGAUCAGCUUGGCUGAGAAUCAGAUCCAUAACAAAGGGACCAAAUCUCUGGCCAGAUCCCUCUUGGUCAACAGAAGUCUGACUGUCCUGGAUCUUCGAAGUAACUCCAUUGGACCACAAGGAGCUAAGGCCCUGGCAGAUUCUUUGAAGAUUAACCGGGUCUUGGUGUCUUUGAGCCUCCAGAAUAACGCCAUCAAGGAUGAUGGUGCCAAGUUCAUUGCAGAUACCCUGAUGGUGAACCACAUGCUUUCUGUACUGCAACUACAAAAGAAUGCCAUUGGGCCCCUUGGAGCCAAGUCAAUUGCAGAUGCCCUAAAGAAAAAUGGGAGCCUGAAGGAACUCAUAUUUUCUAGCAACAGUGUUGGGAACGAUGGCUCCAAAGCUCUGGCAGAGGCACUGAAGGUGAACCAAAGCCUCAUCACCCUGGACCUUCAGAGUAAUUCCAUCAGUGAUGCUGGGGUGGCUGCCUUGACACGUGCUCUUUGCUCAAAUCAGACUCUCCUCAGUCUUAACCUCCGAGAAAACUCCAUCAGUCCAGAGGGAGCUCGGGACAUCGCCAGUGCUCUGUGCAGCAAUCGGGUCCUCCAGAACUUGGACCUGACAGCCAACCUUCUCCAAGAUGAGGGCGCACAGGCCAUUGCGGUGGCAGUGAAAGAGAAUCGAGCACUCGCAUCCCUCCACUUACAGUGGAACUUCAUCCAGGCCAAUGCUGCCAAGGCCCUGGGCCAAGCACUACAAUUCAACCGAAGCCUGACCAUCUUAGAUUUACAGGAAAAUGCAAUUGGAGAUGAAGGAAUGAUGGCCCUUGCCAGGGCACUGAAGAUAAACACAAGCCUCACAGCUCUCUAUCUUCAGGUGGCAUCGAUUGGGGUGCUUGGGGCUCAGGCCCUAGGUGAUGCCUUGGCUGUGAACAGGACCUUGGAAAUUUUGGACUUAAGAGGAAAUUCCAUUGGGGCAGAUGGAGCUAAAGCCAUGGCAAAUGCCCUGAAAAUAAACCCCAGUCUCCAGAUACUCAAUCUUCAAGAGAACUCCUUAGGAAUGGAUGGAGCCAUUUGCAUCGCCACUGCAUUGUCAGGCAACCAUGGGCUCCAGCAUGUCAAUCUCCAAGGAAACCACAUUGGAGAAUCAGGUGCCAGGAUGAUCUCAGAAGCCAUCAGGACAAAUGCCCCAAAUUGUAUCGUUGAGAUGUGAGCCAUAAGUUUUGGUGGGGUUUUCUGGUGGACUGAGCAGAAUAGAGGAGAAAC